UAUUCACACAUAUAUAUCCUCUAGUCUCUGUACUGUUCAUAUUAUAUACGGAGUAGUAUAGAUUGGAUUCCUAUAAGGCAAUUAACACAAAUUGUUGGAUCCCCGGCCUGGGCUUCAUCAUAUCAGAGCCCUCGCAAGAAAGCUAUGGCGGAGAGAGCCCAAAUCCCGCAGGGGCUAACGGAGGAGGAAUUCUCGGAGCUAGAGCCGUUGAUCCGGCGGUACCACACCUUCGAUCACGUGCCCAACACAUGCACGUCUCUGAUCACGCAGCACAUCGACGCGCCGGCGAGCGUGGUGUGGCCCAUCGUCCGCCGCUUCGACAACCCGGAGAAGUACAAGCAUUUCAUCAAGAGCUGCCGGAUGACCGGCGACGGCGGCGUGGGGAGCAUCCGGGAAGUCACCGUCGUCUCCGGCAUCCCCGCCGCCACCAGCACCGAGCGCCUCGAGAUCCUCGACGACCACAACCACAUCCUCAGCUUCCGCGUCGUCGGCGGCGAGCACCGCCUCAAUAACUACCGGAGCGUCACCUCGGUCAACCAAUUCCCCCGCCGCCGCGGGGCCCACAACAAUAACAACAACAAUAACAAUAAUAAUAACGGCUUUUACACAGUCGUUUUGGAGUCUUAUAUUGUCGAUAUACCCGAAGGGAACACCGGAGCCGAUACGCGUAUGUUUACCGACACGGUGGUUAAGCUGAAUCUGCAGAAGCUUGGGGUGGUGGCCAUGGCGGCUUUGCAUGGCGGAGGCGGAGGCGGAGGUAGUGGUGGUCACUCAUGAAUGGUAUAGUUGGGCGGUGCUAUUUUGUAACUUUAUUUAUUCUUACCCUUUUUUUUCUUUUUCUAAAAUAUUUUUAUAAUACUAUUUCCUUAGAGCCUAGUGCAUGGUUUUCUUCCA
Molecule: messenger RNA, 894 nt
Organism: Ipomoea triloba (trilobed morning glory)
Lineage: Eukaryota; Viridiplantae; Streptophyta; Magnoliopsida; Solanales; Convolvulaceae
Product: abscisic acid receptor PYL2-like
Exons: 1
Coding region: 145-777 (210 amino acids)
Biological process (GO): abscisic acid-activated signaling pathway
Cellular component (GO): cytoplasm; nucleus
Molecular function (GO): abscisic acid binding; protein phosphatase inhibitor activity; signaling receptor activity
Source: RefSeq, a predicted model, not a curated record